Messenger RNA from Paramuricea clavata, 7113 nucleotides. NCBI's taxonomy places the organism in Eukaryota, Metazoa, Cnidaria, Anthozoa, Malacalcyonacea, Plexauridae. The record is from the annotation of a GenBank genome assembly.
AUGUCACUAAAAACCAGCAAAGUACCUCAGAAAUGGAAAUCCGCUAAUUUAUUACCACUCCCUAAAGAAUCACCAUUAAAUUCGUGCAACCAGUUAAGACCAAUCUCUCUGACGGACAUCAUCAUGAGACUAUUCGAGAAGUGCGUGUAUAAAUCUGAAAUCGAACCUAUCACAAGAAAUAACAUUGGUCCUGACCAAUUUGCUUAUAAAAAGGGUCACAACUCGACUAUGGCUCUGAUUAAAUCCCAACAUCAAUGGCUAGAGUGGCUGGAUAAAAACGCUAAUUAUGUUAGAGUGCUGUCGUUCGAUUUCAGCAAAGCAUUUGACAGUGUGCCCCAUGAUCUUUUGUUUGAAAAAGUUAAAAAGCUACCCAUUAAUCCGUAUGUGGUGAACUGGUUAAUCAGCUUUCUAGAAAAUAAAAUACAAAGAGUAAUGGUUGAUGGAAUGGUUACAGAAUAUUUAUAUAUUAAUCGUGGUGUCCCUCAAGGUACUGUUUUAGGCCCAGUUCUUUUCUCAAUAAUGGUUGAUGAUAUUAAAACUGCUGAUCCUAGUAAUGCGUUAGUCAAAUUUGCUGACGAUUUGACGUUAGGAGUGCCCGGCAACGAAAGUGGUGACACAUCUCGAUCUGAAGCUGCCUGUUUACAGGAUUGGGCGGAAGAGAAUAGAAUGCCCUUAAACUUGGAAAAAACGUACGAAAUGGUUGUUCGCAGACACACCUCUGUAGUUUUGCCCGAGCUUAUCCCUUCAAUUAAGCGAAAAACAUGGCUAAAGCUUUUAGGAGUUACUCUACAAGAUAACCCGUGCAACUGGGAUUUGCACUUUGAAGAAAUGCUCAAAAAAGCAAGUGGACGAAUGUACAUUAUGAGAGUUUGCAAAUACUAUGGACUAUCAAUUAAACAAUUAGAUCUGCUGUUUGAUAGCCUAAUUAUGUCGAUAUUCACUUUUGCUAUUGAGCUGUGGGGUUGUGCAUACGACGGUAAAUAUUUGAACCAAAUAGAUAAAUUCAUUAAACGUGCACAUAAGAAUGGUUAUAUAUCAAAACGAACACACAUUAAAGAAAUACGUGAUAAGAGAGAUAAGAAACUGUGGAACAAAAUAACAUCAACUGAGGACAAUGCAUUGCUUGAACUGCUGCCGGAAAAAAGAAGUAGGUUACUUAGGCCUAGAGGGCAUGAGUAUGAACUCCCCCUAGUGAGAACAGAAAGAUUCAAAAGGUCGUUCAUAAAUCGUUGUCUGUAUAACUUUGUUUAGACUUUAAUCUAUUAAAAACUUUUUAAAACUUUUUACGCUUCUUAACUUACAAUUGUAAAUAUAACUAGAUCAAUUACCUUUCGAUUGUAAACUCAGACGGAUGUAUCUGAGUAUUUUAAUAAAGACUAUUAUUAUUAUUAUUAUUAUUAUGACACACGCCACACGCAAACAUGAAUAUUCAAAAUGGCGGCUCACCGGUCAAAAAUCAUAGAGCGGUAUAGGGAAAAACCAUGUUCUUUGCAUUUUGCGUUGUCUUACAGCUUCCGAUCCCGUUCUAUCACAUUAUUUUAUGAAGAACUAACUGGUGUGAAGGUUUUGGAUAAAUAUUUGUACAAUUUAAGUUCAAUAAAGACGAAAUAAUCGAUCGCUAAAUGUUGUCUGAAAAUCAUCAGAUGGUAGGUUGAGCACUUCGAGACAUUUUGUUGCAGAAAAUAAAGGUUUUGGUUCUUUGAGUACUUUUUUCUCCAGGAUCUCGGUUGGGAUAUAAAACUGGGUAUAAUAUUGUGAAGUAUUUUGAAGUUAAAACCUAUUUUGCUUGAUUUACCUGGUCUGCUGGUGCAAAAACUUUGAUGCUCUGUUUACAAGUUUUUAGUGUGACUUUGAUGACCUCCUUGCUGCUGCAGAUGUCAAGGGAUCUCAAGUCUAUAUGGCCUGGACAGUGAAAAGUGAUGAAUCAAUCAGGAUUUUACAGAGAACUAGUGACAGCGAAAAUUUUCAAUGGAAACUAAUGAAGAAACUGAUUAAUUUGUCUAGUAUGCAUCAAAAACCUUCGCAGUAUAUGUAGUUCUCUCCAAAAAACCCGAUUGAUUCAUCAUUGAUAAUCAAAAAUAGAUGGGACAGCAUCUUCUUUCAGCUAUUCUAAGUACAAUCAUGCGUAACAUUGGUUAUAAAACAAGGUGAUCUCAAUAGUUCAGGGUCAGUUUGUUAAACGCUCUGCCCAUGCAGUAAGUAGGUCAGUCAUGGCUCUAUGUUGAAGCUCAAGUCUAAAGACGAUCCAGAAUGAUCAAGUUGGAAAUCAAGUCGUCUAGGACACGACGAAAUGGCAAAAAACAACGCCAAGCAGAAGCCGUGCGCCGCGAAACAAAGCGAAGCCGAAGACGUAUUUGGUAAUGUAUUUGUUCAAUGCUCAAUUCAGUAAUUCGCAAUCUUGUUGUUCGUCGGUUGGUGCCGAACAAUUUGGUACUUUUUGUACUGGCUUCGUAAAGGCCGUAUAAGUAUUCCGUUCGGAACGAAUAUGUUGAAUAUAACUUAGACUGACAUAAGUUGUCCUGCUCAUGGGAAAGUAUUAGCUGAGCUACGAUAUAAGCAAGUCAUUGUAACGCGACGUUUCGCUUCAUUCCGCGUUCCUGAUAAUAACCUAGCUCGGAGGUUACAUGCGUAACCUUGUCGGUAUGAAAUUGUGAUUUUUUGUGGCGGUUUCAGCACACAUGGUGGUUACAUCUAGCCUGGUUGAAGCCAGACUCAAAGAUAUCAUACAACUCCAAAGUCCGGACUCUAUAUAGAGUUACAACUGAUCUAGUUCGACGGAGAACAAAACGAAGAGCGAAGCUCGCCCUUAAUUCUGCAUUGCUAAUUGUGUUUUGGUUGAGGCCAAUAUUUAAAUUCAGUUUAUACCCUUUACAUUUUAGAUUACGCCUCUUUGAAUACGGAAGGCCAUUCACCCUUCAAUUUGCAUGGACUUACUCAUAACAUGACAUGGCAUAACAUAACAUUUAUUAUUCAAAUACCUCGCUAUACACAUUUGUGUAUAAGCUCACGUGGACACACGUGGUCGUCAGUUCGCACCGUACGUCUUCUUGCCAAAAAUAAUAUUCCACUAAUCAAUUCUUAUCUACCAAUGUAAUUACCAUACAACUUACCCUCAUGGGGACGCAGUUAGUGUUUACCAUUUAAAUGACUCGGGACGGUGGAGGCCGGCAAGGGAUUUAACAAAUCAAUUUCGCCCUCGGUAGCGGCCGAGCGAGUACGUCUUUAAAUCAAAUUCCUCGGUGGUGCCUGAGCUGUUAUGUUUUGUUUCUUUCAACUUAAAACUAUUUGGUAGCGGCCGAGUAUGUUUCACGGCUCGCAUGAUGGAAAUCCUGUUGGACUUUUAGAUAAGGCCCCUAGUUUUGAAAAAUCAAUUACAAGUAACAACUACUAAAAAUGUCGACAAAUAAGGCAAUAUAUAUUACGAUUAUUUACAUAAAAAUAGUUAAAAGAAUAAGGAGAUAAAAGUUGACUUUAUUUACAGUAUUUGCAUUAAGCAGAUAGUAAGUAAUAGGAUUUUAUUUUUUUCUUAAGACAAAUACGAUUUGAUAUUUUUGAUAUUUUCAUUGAGACCAUUCCAUAUAGAGAUCCCUUUGUUAAACACAGUACAUUUACGAUAAUUAGUUCUUUGAAAGUUCACGUGUAACUUGGUGGAAUUACGUGUAUUAUAAUUGUAUAGUUCACUAUUUUGUUUAAAAUAAUCACAAUAAAAAUCCGGCAAAUUAUUUUGAUAAUAAAAGAAUCGAUUCAUAAAUAUACUACAUAGAUAAUCAUUAAUUUUGUAGACAUUCAAGAUUUUCAAGUCCAAAAAUAAUGGUUCAGAAUGAUCCGAAUAAGAUUUAAAACAAAUUAAUCGAACAAUUUUCUUUUGUACAUUCAUUAUUUUUGCAAUCUUGUGGGAUAUGUAUUUCCCCAAACAAGAUUCCCGUACGUGAGGUAUGGAUAAGCUAAUGCGUAGUAAAUCAAUUUUAAAGUGUUUCUAUUUGUAUAAUGUCUUAGUUUAGCAAUCAGACUUGUACAUUUAAUAAUAGUUUUCAGUACUGAGCUGAUGUGGUUCUUCCAUGUCAACUCUUCGUCAAUUAUAACACCUAGAAACUUUACAAACGUCACUUGCUUAACCAAAGCAUUAUUUAUUUUGAUUGUAUUAUCUGUGUUCAGUAAAGACUUAUUUUUUUAUUUAAAAAUUACAAAUUUUGUCUUAGAAGCGUUGAUUGAUAAUUUAUUGGCAUUGAGCCAUUUCACAACCUUAUUCAUUUCAUUUUGUAUUGUAUUAUACAAAGUUUUCAAGCACGGAUUUGAAUGAAAAGCAUUCGUAUCAUCUGCAUAUAAUACGAACGAAAGUAUAUCAAUACAGCUUUCGAUGUCGUUGAUGUAUAAAAGAAAUAGCAAUGGACCAAGAAUUGAGCCCUGUGGAACUCCUGUAGUAACAUUCAUUUCAGUUGAUCUAUGUUGUUUAUAUUUUACAAUUUGAGUUCUUUCCUGCAAAUAAUCUUUAAACCACUGAAGACAAAUUCCUCUUAUUCCAUAAUGUUGAUGCUUUUUAAGAAGAAUUUCAAAGUUGACUGUAUCGAAAGCUUUAGAAAGGUCAAGGAAAAUACCCACUGUGUAUUUUUUACCUUCAUCCAUUGCUUUAGAAAUUUUAUCGGUUAGUUCUAGAAUGGCGGCAUGUUCGGUAGAUCUAUUUCUGCGAAAUCCAUAUUGAUGUUUCAACAUAAUUAUAUAGUCUUUUGUACAUGAGCUUCUCAAGUAAUUUUGAGAAACAAGACAAAACCGAUAUUGGUCUAUAGUUCUCAAAAAGGUUGCUCUCAUUCGCUUUAAAAAUAGGAGUAACUAAAGCAAUCUUAAGGGAUUUUGGAAUCUUUCCAGUCAGAAAAGUUAAAUUAUAGAUAUAAGUUAAAGGUUUAAAUAUUUCUGCGUUUAUUGCUUUUAUCAUUUUUGAGCUUAUUCAAGUGUGAAUGACACAAAUUAUUUCAUAUAUUCAAUAUUCACAACAUCUUCACGUUCAGAUUUAAUACAUUAUGCCGAUAUUUGUGUCAUUCAGACUUAUUUCUGAGCUAAACUGAACUGAUGGUCGUCGGACAACAUCAUACAUAGCUAUGUCUGAACAUUUUGUCAGGCAGCCCAUGUUUUAGGGGGUUACUUCAUUACUGUAAUAAGACUGCAGCGCUAUUGGUUUCAGAAGUGGGUGUUAUGCAGGCUGGCAGGAGAAUCUACAGUACUUUAUCAUUUUACUCUGUCAGGAGAAUGCGGUCCUGCAUCUUUACAUAUGUCCCUCCACUAAAUGUUUGCACAAUAUUGGUGUCAUAGGAAAUUUGCCAGGAAUUUGACCCAUCUGGGGCAUUAUAAUAGUCGAAGAGAGAUUUUGGAGGAAUAUUAACCCCUCUAGGAAAUUUGCCUCCUUCCUUAAACAAAUACUUUAUUAAGGAAAACGAACGCGCGCGUGCGCGCACGCAAUUUAAUUUAAAUUAGCUUGCGUAAGAUGAACGUUUAAAAGUUGUACACGUCAAAUGUAAGAACAAUUUGUUAGCCUGAGGACGGAUAGUAAACUAUCCGAAACGUAGCUAAAAUAAAAGUAUUAUCAAAAACCUCUUGUGUGAUCCUUGAUUUAAAUUAAAAACACAAAAUUAUUGAAAAAUAAUCCUUUAUGGAUUUAUGUGUGAAAUAAACUUUGUUCUCAAUUUAUCCUUCAGAUUUCAAGAUUAUUUGAAGUUGCUGACAGAUUUUUCAAGUUGCCAUCCGACGAGAAAGAGCAAUUUGCAACAGAAUUCAGUCCAACCAAUUUCCAUGGAUGGAUGUCUGCAGGAAGGGAAAUGUGAGUGUAUAGUUUUCUAAAUAGAGUGGACAAACAAGCAGAGACCUGCUGUACAUGUACAAAGAACACAAAAAAUUUGUGGUUCCAAGUGUUGCAUGGUACCAAGUUUAUAUACCAGACAUGCAAAAAAAUUAAGACAACAGGGACCAAGAAAUUUUCAGUUGCAUGUAUAAUUAGGACUGCUUACCAAAAGUAUGAUUGGUUAUGAUUGGUCAUGCAGGAAGUGUUCAGCAAACAAAUCAGUGUAAAUAUUGAAAAGCUGGCCGACCAUUAUUAAUUUAGUCAAUCUCCAAGCAACUGCACACUUGAGCGGAUAUUUGUUAGACACAAGCGAAAUUCUUAUAUUCCACACUGAGAUAAAAAAAUGAAUAUUGUUCUUACAUUUACGUACCUUACUUGUAUAUAUUCGCAUGGUAUACUAAUUUCACUCAUGCAGUACAUGUUAAUUUCACGCGACUUAGUUUCGCACACUCUAAACGCAAUAUUUUCAAAAAGUUCUAAUUGUAUAGCGCUGUUACAUGUUACAUUAAAUGAUACAUGACAUUUGGAUACUUAAAUGUUGUGCUUGUUAACCAUUAAGUUGCGUUGCGCCCCAAUGCGUCGUACUUUAUCAUUUUACUCUGUCUAACCCAGAAAAUUUCACUGGUGCUCAACGGGUAUUAAAUCAGACUAUGUUCCCAUCGCCCAGUUAACACAGUAAGUUAAUUGCACUGCGCCCUAGUGCACCUUACUACAAGCGUUAAACUGUCUCGUGUAAAUAAUCAAACACUGCUUACUGACUGUGUAUUUUGAAUUUUUGAUUAUUACUAGUCUUGAUCCCAAUGAGCCCUAUGAUCUUAAAGAAGCUUACGAUAUGGUGGAACCUUAUAACAAUGACUUACCUUGGCCUACUGGUGGCUGCUCAGACUUCCAUGAAACUAUUAAGAAUUUUUACCAGACUUGUGAAAAAUUAACACAUGGAAUUCUGGAUUUGAUUUCCUAUGGAUUGAAGUUAAAGAAGGUUCCUGGCGGUGAGGACAAGGUUCCUGGCGAGGAGGACGAGGUUCUUGGCGGUGAGGACAAUGUUUCUGACGGUGAGGACAAGGUUCCUGGCGGUGAGGACAAGGUUCCUGGCGGUGAGCACAAGGUUCCUGGUGGUAAGGACAAGGUUCCUGGCGGUGAGGACAAGGUUCGUGGCGGUGAGAACAAGGUUUCUAGCGGUGAGGACAAGGUUCCUGGCGGUGAGGACAAGGUUCCUGGCGGUGAGGACAAUGUUCCUGGCGGUGAGCACAAAGUUCCUGGCGGUAAGGACAAGGUUCCUGGCG